Messenger RNA from Musca domestica (house fly), 921 nucleotides. RefSeq names its product farnesol dehydrogenase. Bases 209 to 832 code for a protein of 207 amino acids. The transcript has 2 exons. Lineage: Eukaryota; Metazoa; Arthropoda; Insecta; Diptera; Muscidae. The record is from RefSeq and is a predicted model, not a curated record.
UCAUUCAUUAGCAAAAGUGGAAAAUGAAUCUGUGGAAAAGAGAGGAUAAGUGUCGGAAUCGAGCUAUUUUAAAGCUUGGGAACACAGACCUUAACGAUCAGUUUUGUCAAACAUUUUGAAGAGAACAUUAAAUCGAGGACCUCAGCCAUGGAACGUUGGUUAAAUAAAAUCGCUGUUGUAACAGGUGCUGGCCAGACGUGUUGAAAAAAUGGAAAAACAAACAAGGCCUAAGAUUGAUGAAAAAUUCCAAAAGAACUUCCACACCCAUACCUGUGACGUCAGUGACGAGCAGAGUGUUAAGGAUGCCUUUGCUUGGAUUGAAGAAAAAUUCGGUGGAGUCGAUGUCCUGAUCAAUAAUGCUGGCAUGAUGCAAAUGUCUGAUUUAACAGCAGCUGAUAAUUCAACAAUUGUCAAAAAUACUGUGAGUACCAAUAUUUUGGGUGUUGUCUGGUGUACUCGGGAAACUGUUCGCAGCAUGGAACAACGUAAAUUUAAUGGUCAUAUCGUUAACGUUAGCAGCAUUGUAGGACAUUUUAUACCACGUAUGACCGGCUACAAUUUGAAUAUUUAUCCACCCACAAAACAUGCCAUCAAGGCAAUGACCGAAGUGUUGCGUCAGGAACUUCUUGCCAAGGAGACGAAGAUUAAAAUUUCGAGCGUCAGUCCCGGUGCUGUGAGAACUGAAUUUUUGGGUGAAGGCGUGGAACUUCCAGAGAAUACACCAGCUUUGAAACCCGAAGAAGUUGCAGAUGCCAUAGUUUAUUGCAUACAGACACCGCCGACGGUUCAAAUUCACGAUAUGAUUAUUAAUCCAGUUGGAGCAACUUAUUGAAAAUAAACCAACAUACAUACAUCUAUAUAAUUUAUUGGAUUGUAUUUAACAUUAUUUAGUUUCUUAAUAAAAAUGUCAUUAUAUUAAAA